AUGAGCGUGCCUCAACAGACGCACCCCGGUCAGCCGGCGGGUGCGCAUCCCGAACUGGCAAUAUAUGCCUUCGAGCCGCCCGCCGCGCCUCGCACUCUCGUCGACAUUUUUAACGCGUCAGCCCUGGCUCAUCCUACCGCGCCUGCCAUUGACAAUGGCACGCAGUCCCUCAGCUACGACCAGCUGGCCCGGCAGAUUGCCGUCCUGUCAUGUAACCUGCGAGCCAACGGCGUCGGACGGGGCGACCGCAUCGGCAUCCGGGUCACGUCGGGCUCGCUCGAGCUCUACGUCAGCAUCCUCGCCGUCCUGGCCGCCGGCGCUGCCUACGUCCCUGUCGAUGUGGACGACCCGGACGAGCGGGCCGAUCUGGUGUGGACCGAGGCCGGGGUCUGCGCCGUCCUCACCGACGACUACGCCCUUUGCCAAAGGCAAGCACGGCCCGCACCCAUCACGCAGGAUACUACCCCGACGCUCGAGGACGACGCCUGGAUCAUCUUCACGUCGGGCUCGACGGGAAAGCCCAAGGGCGUGGCCGUGAGCCACCGCAGCGCGGCGGCCUUUGUCGACGCCGAAGCCAAGCUGUUCUUCAACGGGAAACCCCUAGGGCCUGGGGACCGCGUCCUAGCCGGGCUGUCGGUCGCGUUUGAUGCCUCGUGCGAGGAAAUGUGGCUCGCCUGGCGCUACGGCGCGUGCCUGGUGCCCACGCCCCGAUCCCUGGUAAAAGCCGGCGCGGACCUGGGCCAGUUCCUCGUCAGGCAGCGUAUAUCCGUCGUGUCCACGGUGCCCACCCUGGCCGCGCUGUGGCCGGCGGAAGCGCUGCGCUCGCUCGACCUUCUUAUCCUUGGCGGCGAGGCGUGCCCGCCCGAGCUGGCGGCCCGUCUGAGCCGCGCCGUCAACGGGCCCGUCUGGAAUACCUACGGCCCUACCGAGGCCACCGUGGUGUCUUGCGCCGCCCCGCUCUUGGCUGGCGAGCUGGUGCGCAUCGGACUGCCCUUGGCUGGCUGGCGAUUGGCCGUUGUUGGGCCGGACGGCGCUGCCGUGCCAUGGGGCCGGGUCGGCGAGCUGGUCAUCGGCGGGGUCGGCAUGGCGCGGUACCUCGACCAGGAGAAGGAUAUGGCCAAGUUUGCCCCGGCCGGGGUAUUUAGCGGUCAGAGGGCCUAUAGAAGCGGCGACCUGGUCCGCGCAGAGAGGGACGGGCUUGUCUUUGUCGGCCGCGACGACGAGCAGAUUAAGCUAGGCGGGCGGCGUGUCGAGCUCGGCGAGAUUGACGCGGCGCUCAUGAGCCUCCCCGGGGUGAGCGCUGCGGCUAGCGCUAUACGACGGAGCGAGAUGGGGACCCAGCUCCUCGUUGGGUACGUGGUUCGCGACAGAAGCAGCGGCGCCGACGACGCGGCGGACCGCGCGCUCCUCCGCCAGGUGCUCCCCGCCACGCUGGUGCCCAUGCUGGUCACGGUCGCCGACCUGCCUAUCCGGACAUCCGGCAAGGUGGACCGGAAGGCGCUUCCCUGGCCGCCGCCGACGCCGCCGCCGCCCUCGCCGCCCGCGCCGGCCGACGCCUCCUCCCCCGUCGACGGCACGACCGCCUGGCUGGCCGACCAGUGGCGCUGCCUGCUGGGCAUGCCCGCCGCCUCGCCAGACUCCAACUUCUUCCACCUCGGCGGCACCAGCCUCGCCGCGGCGCAGCUCGUCUCGCAGCUGCGCCGGCGGUGCCCGACCCUCUCCGUGGCCGACGUCUACGAGUGCCCGACCCUCGCGGCCAUGGCCUCGCGCGUCGACCAGCUUUCCGGCACGGAGGUCACCGCCCGCUCGGUGGCCCCGACCACGCGCUGGAUCCUGCUGGCCCAGGCGCCCUUCCUGCUCGCCCUGCUUGCCUACGAGGCGCUCCGAUGGCUCGCGGCCCUGGCGUUGGUGAACAAGGCGGCCGCUUCGGCGUCCCUGGGCUCGUUCGGAGUCGCCUGGGCCGGAGCGCACCCUCUCCCGUGGUGGCUCGUCGUCCUCGGCUGGGUGGCGCUGAACACCACGCCCGGACGGCUGGUUGUGGCCGCGGCCGUCGCCCGGAUCCUCACCGCGGGCGUCAAGCCGGGCCGGUACCAGCGCGGCGGGUCCCUGCAUCUCCGCCUGUGGGCGGCGGAGCGGUUCGUCGCCCAGAGCCGCAUCGCGGCCAUUGCCGGCACCCAGUGGUGCGGGUACUACGCCCGGCUGCUAGGGUGCCAGGUCGGCCGGGACGCGCAGCUGCACUCCCUGCCGCCGGUGACGGGGCUGGGCAGCUUCGGGACCAGCUGCGCCGUGGAGCCCGAGGCCGAUGUAGCCGGCUGGUGGCUCGACGGCGACGAGCUCCACGUCGGAUCCGUCACCGUCGGGCCCGGCGCCCGGGUCGGCGCCCGGUCCAUCCUCCUCCCCGGCGCCGUGGUGGAACCGUUUGCCACGGUGCGGCCGGGCGUCAGCGUCCAGGGCACGGCGGGCAAGACCGACAACCACGACCGCGACGGCGACGGCGACCACUUUGCCUUUGAGGACGAAAAGUUCGACGCGGUGAGCACCAGCGCGACGUUCUGGACCGCCGCUCGGUACACCGCGUCGCUGCUGCUGCUGGACUUCUUGCCUUUCCUCCUCGUCGCGCCCAGCUGGGGGCUCGUGCUGGUCCUGGGCGGCGACUACCGCACCACCUACCGCAAAUUUUGCGUCGGCCUGCUCAAGACGACGCUCCCGGGCACCGUGCUGAGCACCUUGAUCUACGCCGCCGUCGUCGUCGCCUUGGUCCGGCUGGCCGGCCUGGCCAUCCGUCCCGGCGUGUACUCGUGGCACGGCACCGCCGCCUGGGCAGCCUGGCUGACGCACUUUCUCGUCAUGGACGCCCGGACGGCCCUGUUCCCCAUCUACGCCAGCCUGCUCACCCCGACCUGGCUGCGCCUGCUGGGAGCCCGGGUGGGCGGCUGCGUCGAGUCGUCCACCGUCGUGCCCAUCCCGUCCCUCCUCGACGUCGACGACGGCGCCUUCCUGGCAGACGACGUGCUCCUGUCGCCCCUUGAGCUGUCCGCCGGGCGCGUCCGGCUGGGCGCCUCGGCCGUCGGCGCCAAGACCUUUGUAGGCAACUCGGCCAUUGUCCACCCCGGCGUGCGCGUUCCCGACGGCGCGCUCAUCGGCGUCCUGGGCACCGCGGAGGACCGCAAGAUGGAGCCCGGAUCUUCGUGGCUCGGCCGGCCCCCGAUGCGGCUGCCCCGGCGCGUGGAGGCCGAGGCCCUCGCCGACGAAGCCCUCACCUUCAAGCCGCCCGUCCGGCUGGUGCUGGCUCGCGCGCUCAUCGAGUCGUGCAGGCUAUGCCCGCUGCUCAUCUCCUCGCUGCUGACGACCCUCGUCGGCGUCGCCAUGCUGUACGUCCUUAUCCACCACGGAGCCGUGUACACGCUGCUGUCCGGCGUGGCGGUGCUCUCGGCGGCAGGGCUGACCGCCUGCGCAAUCACCACCGCGGCCAAGUGGCUGCUCACGCCGGUCGUCCGAGCCGGCAAGCAGCACCCGCUAUGGAGCUCGUUCGUCUGGCGCAACGAGCUCGCCGACACUUUUGUGCAGUCGCUCGCCAUGCCCUGGCUCGUCCGCAUGUGCUACGGCACGCCGCUGCUGGCCCUGUUCAUGCGCUCCCUGGGGGCCAAAAUCGGCCGCGGCGUGUGGUUGGAGAGCCACCUGCUGCCCGAGGCCGAGCUCGUCCAGCUCGACGACGGGGCUACUGUCAACCGGGGGUGCGUGCUGCAGACGCACCUGUUCCACGACCGGCUCAUGCGCCUGGACCGAGUGCGCCUGGAGAAGGGAGCCUGUCUCGGGCCCUACGCCAUUGCGCUCCCGGGCACCAGCAUCGGGUCAGGCACCACUGUCGCCCCGACGUCGUUGGUCAUGCGUGGCGAGCACCUCCCGGCGGGAACUCGGUGGAGCGGGAAUCCCAUCCGGCCGUGGGAUGAAGAGAAGGACCUGGGUUUGCUGGAAACCCGGUACGAGUGUUCCGAGGGGUAG
Messenger RNA from Ustilaginoidea virens, 4002 nucleotides. RefSeq lists its product as uncharacterized. Bases 1 to 4002 code for a protein of 1333 amino acids. The record is from RefSeq and is a predicted model, not a curated record. Lineage: Eukaryota; Fungi; Ascomycota; Sordariomycetes; Hypocreales; Clavicipitaceae. Gene Ontology annotation, cellular component: cytoplasm. The transcript has a single exon. Gene Ontology annotation, molecular function: phosphopantetheine binding. Gene Ontology annotation, biological process: secondary metabolite biosynthetic process; amino acid activation for nonribosomal peptide biosynthetic process.